Drosophila eugracilis is the source of this 6616-nucleotide messenger RNA. RefSeq lists its product as uncharacterized. Gene Ontology annotation, cellular component: nucleolus; cytoplasm; nucleoplasm. Lineage: Eukaryota; Metazoa; Arthropoda; Insecta; Diptera; Drosophilidae. The transcript is spliced from 4 exons. Bases 337 to 3921 code for a protein of 1194 amino acids. Gene Ontology annotation, molecular function: histone binding; chromatin binding; RNA binding. The record is from RefSeq and is a predicted model, not a curated record. Gene Ontology annotation, biological process: chromatin remodeling.
GCAGCAGGUCCUAGCGGCUCUCCAACGGAUCCAACCAAAAAAUCCCGACAAAUCGAAUCCUUCGUGACCGGCUUCCGAAUUACGCGUACUAAGCUAGUGAAAUCCAAAAUCUGAAACUGAGACUGAGCCAACCGAGUUUAUUAGCCAGCUUCCAGCGGCCGAUUCGAUAGUGUGUGGUGUGUUUUUUUUAUCACCGUUUUUUUUUUUUUGUUGCAAGGAGGCGAGAAGGAGAAGGAGAUCCUCUACCCCAAGUGCAGACGCACAGAAACAGUACGGUAAUCCCCCGGCGAGCCGAGUGUUAUUUCCGCUUCCGUGUGCGUGCAAUUAGUGGGCGGAAUGGCGGCGCAGAGCCGCCGAUACCGCAAUCCCAAGCCCAAAUGCUCCAAGACAUUGUCGCUGGUGGCUUUGCUUUUGGGCCUGACUGUAACCCUGGCAGCCGGAAAUGACGCCAUUUCCGCAACGAAAGCGGGAAAGGACAUGCAGCAGCAGCAGCAGGAGCAAAAGUUGCCGUUGCAGCAACGCCAUCAGCAACCAUCGGACAUCGAAGACGACAGCGGAACGCGACCCGACAAGGACUUUGGUUUUGGCGCCUAUGCUGAUGAUUUCAAUUUGCAAGAAGAGGCCUCCAUUCCGGAGGACAUAUUUGACCAGCACGACGGCGACAUUGGGGAUGAAGAUGCCGACCCGGCCCACAUCCAAUAUGCUCCAUCUGCUGCUGCUGCUGCUGCCACCGCCGAGGAGAACGACGCCGAGGAUGAUGAUGAUGAUGUGGGCCUGAUGGAGGAGGACGACGAUGCAUCCGAGGCAGCUGAUAUCAUACUCGAAUCUCAAAGGCCCACUUCAAGGAAUUUCAGUGUUUACCUGGACGCUAAGAAAUACCAAAAUACCAAAAGCAGCAACAGCAACAGCAAGAAGCGGUCCAAGGAUAAGAAGAACAAUAUAAGCCACUACAACUACAAAUUGAAAAACAAUAAAGACAGCCGGCUAUCCAAGGAAGCUGGCGGAAAAUCGGAAAUGGCCACGGUUCCGGGUGGCGGUGGCGGGACAAAAUUCACUUCCAGCGAGGAGGACAGCGCGAACUUUGGCAGGCAAAGUUUUGCGUAUAAAAAAUUGAAGAACAUGCACGAACAGCCAAGUCAACAGGAACAGCAGGGGGACGGCGACAGGAAGCGCGGUGAUGAUGGCGAGGGAGAAGAUUCUCUCGAGGAAUACCCUGCGUCACAGCUGUUCGAUGCCAUUGAAAUAUUAAAUGAACGAAAAUUUAAUAAACCAUCGGCCCAAUCAAUGGACAAGUCGCAAUCGAAAAUGGAGAAGCAGCAGGAGAAGGAGCUGGAGCAGGCGAAGUCCAGACAGGUGGAUGAGGCCAUUGGCGAUAUCGAGGACAAUUUGGAUAACGAAGAAAUAUUGCCCAACAACGACGAUGAAGACGAAGACGAUGGCGAGAACGAGGACGAGGACAUUAAGUCGCCCAUUGACAAUGAUGAAUUGGCCAAAAAAUACCCAAUAGCCACAUCAACAACCACCAAGGUCCCAACCACUUUGGCUACAUUGAAAACCACCAGCAGAAGCAGCACCACAACCACCACAACGACAACAACAUCAGCCACCUCGACAACACCAAGAACUCCGCCAACAAUUGGCCGCAAACUGAAGAGGAAUUUCUAUGGUCUACCCCAUCCAGAAACCAGAUACUAUGGCAGCUAUGAUAUUGGCCGGGUUCGGGCUGUCCAGGACGACGAUGACACCGAGGAGGAGGAUGUGGGCGAGUUGCACUAUUACGACACCGGCAGCAAUCCCAGAAAGUUGGUCCGUUUCGAUCCGGAAAAGUCCGAGGAAAAUUACUUAAGCAGCUACUAUCCUGGCAAACUGAAUGCAACCGAAAAGAAACAGCAGCAGCAGCAGCAGCAACAUGUUGUUGCACAGCAGCAACAUGCAACACGUUACGUGGACGACGACUAUGCCGAACAACAGCCGCCGGCGGAAAAGUCUACGUUGGAAAAUCCCUGGGAGAAGUCCGCUGAAAAGCUGGAAGAGCAGGAGAAGCAGCAGCAGGAGGAGCAACUGGAGAAUGGCAAAUUGGAAUCUGAUUUGGAAUCUGCAUUGCAGCGAUAUCACGAGGCUACUGCAGCCACGCCCACUACCACAACGGCCGCCUCAUCGGCGUUUGAGCGUUUCAAGGCGCUGCGUAGAAGUCGCCAGCGGACGGGGCACAAGAUCCACAAAAAGCGUUACAAGGACUAUCUGAAGAGGCAGCAUCCGAAGAUGGAAGUGACAGCGCCCCCGGAAAUGGCUCCAGCAGCCACCAUGUCAACGAGACACCUACAAAAGUUGCAGAAGGAGCGAGAGCGAUCCACGCACUCGGCACCGAUCUUCGCCUUGGGAGUGCGACCCCAAAGGCCAAUGGUGGUCACUGGGAAGCCCUUCUACGAGGGACAGGUCAACUACUACGACAACCAGCAGCAGCUGGACGUGGAUCUCAAGCAUCAUACGGAAAUGGAACGUUUGAUUGCCCACGACAAUGGCAAUUGGUAUCGCCGCAUCAGUCCGGUUUUGAGGAAUGGCGUCAAGAGUGAUCCGCCAGUGAAGGACCACCACCACCACCAUCACCACCACAGUGGACAUCUGGGCAACCACCACCACCACCAUCAUCAUAGUCACAAUCACAACGGGGCACACACUCACCAUCAUCACAGCCACCAGAAGUCGACGCAUCUGAGGCCACGACCUAGUAAUCCCUAUCAGAGGAAAGCUCCAUCAGGAAUAGGUGCCCCCAGUCCACCACCGCCACCCACUCCGCCUCUUCCACCGCCGAAGCCCCAACUGGGCCAUCAAAUAACCGAGCUGGAACAUCUCGAAAGGUACUACGCCAAGUGGCCGCAUCUAGCCCGGGUGCAGUUCCAGGUCUACGAUGAGCACUAUCGCGAAUCGCAUCCCGAACUCUAUACCGACUACGAGGAUGACUACGAGAGUGCCGCUGAGCUGGAGGAGGCCCAGCAAGAGCGCGGUGAAGAGGCCAAUCUUCCGCCCUACAUCAAGAAGUACAACAGACGGAACAAGCAGUUACUCAAUCUCCUGGAGGGCACACUACCCACACCCACCAUGAAUCCCGGCAACUCCUUGGGCAGCACCGAAACCGUGCGACUGGAUGAUGAGUAUCUGAAGGAGAAGAGGCGACGUUACCACCAGCACCAGCGUUUUGAGGAUUUGUUUGCCCAGCAAAAGAAUCGCUAUAGUACCACUCAAGCCACGCCCAAAGAAGAGGUCACCAUGGCCAAGGUGGAGGACUCUAGGGAUGUGGGAUUCAAAGAGAGUCCAGUGACAUCCACAACGACACCCAGCAAUCAGCUGCCCGAAGAAGAUGCACCCGCAGAUUCUGGGGAAGAAACAGAUCCUGCACCCGAAGCCCUGGACUUUUGGCAGCGGGAAAUGGCCAGCAAGGCCAGUAAGACGGCAGGAAACCAACCGGCAAGUCCACAAUCUACCACCACGCCCAAGCCAGCGCUCUUCAAGCUCCCUUCAUAUCCUGCCAUCGCUGGCAGCUUCUUGGGCACACCGCGCAGUCGCAGCCGGAGUGCCCAGUUCGUGGCCAAUGUGGCUGGACGGGGUCAAAGUAGUUGGCCUCGUUUGGAGACGGGCAAUUCCACGGAAAAGCCAGCUUCUGCCGGAGGAGGAUCCCCGGUAGCCGGAGGAGCUGGAGGUGGACGGGGAGAUCCCUCGCCACUAAACUCCUUCGUUUACCAUCGUGUGGUCGAUGGCAUUGGCUUGGCGGGUGGAAGUGGAUCCGCCAUCUCCGGCUUCGUCGGCAGCAGUAGAGGCAAACAGUCGCGACUGCCAUUCGUGGCCAUCACGGAUCGUCGGCUGGAGAAGACGCUGGCGGAGCGACACAAAGACUUUGAGCAGAAUCACUUUCCGAUGCCUUAAGCCGCGUAUUUGUGCAGCAAUGGAAAAGCUAGAAAAGCUGGAAAAGCUGGAAAAGCUGAAGAGGGAGAGGAAUGGUAAAGGAAAAAUUAACGAUGAGUUGGUAGCUGAGGGUGGAAAGGGGAACUUUCGGGGAACUAUUUUGAAAAGGAAACCAGGAAAGGAAUAAAGCCAUAUCUUAAAAAAACAAAAAGAAUUUAAAAUUGUGAAUUUUUUAAUUAUUUUAUUGGUUUUUUAUACCCUCCAAAGCUUAAAAAUCUAAUCAAAGUGUCCUGUUAAUCUUAUUUUUUUAGCUUUUUAAUAUUUAAAGUGAAAAAAAAGUUUGGGAAAAGCGUAAAGCGUUUUGUUUAAAUUUUUUAUAAUUUUUCAUAAUGAAAUGUUAAUUUUAAAUAGAUUUAUGUUUAACUUAAAUAAAAAUAAAGUCAAUUCCCAUUUGAAGCCAUUUUCGAGCCACAAUAAACUGAUGCCAGCCAGCUGUUAAAUGCCAUCGAAGAGUCAGUUCCCAUUCCCCUUUCCACACCUGAUAUACCAACUCAAAAUCUAAACAUAAUUCUAGAACUAUAUUAUAGUCGCCGCUUUCGGAGGUAUUAUUUUUGGUGUUUUAUGUUUUACAAGGAGCGAAAGAAGCGAAUCAAAAAGGAUAUAGAGAUAAUGGUCGAAAACGAGUUUUUUGUGUGGUGAAUAAAUGAAGAAAAUUAAACGAUAAACGUUAGAAAAGGUAAACGAUAAAAUAAAGAAACAACAACAAAAAAAUGAAAUGUAAAACUAAAGUUAAGCGAAAAACAAUUUUUUUUUUUUUGUGUAUAAAUAGUGAAAAAACACCUGUAGACGAACACAAACACAAACAUAUAUACGAAAGAGACACACACACACACACACGGACACUCAAAGAGCUGUUAGAAAUCAAAAAGUGAUAACCGAAGAAAUAAUAAUCAUUUUCGCCUUAGUUUCGAUUGGAUUUUAUUUAGUUUUAGAAGCCUUGCUUUUGGGUGUAAAGUAGCUGAAACUUAGAACAAAUUGUUAAAAAAAGAGCCUCUCCAACAGUGCUGUCAGAUGAGAAAACCAAAAAAAAAAAUAAGAAAAAUUUAACGUUUAUCGGUAAAUCAACAGUUAAAAGCUUUUAAUUGAUAAUUUUUGCUUGAAUUUUUGGCCACAAUUCUUGGUUUUAACUUUUUAACUUCAGAAUUUACCAAUUUCCAAAGAGCAGUUUUUCAUGUAGGAAACAGUCAGUUCUUACUGACCAAAACCUAUCUAUAAAAGGGAUGAAAAGACAGCACUGUUCUCCCCAAGCACCAACACACACAGACACAGACACUGACUGCUUUACUGUUGCCCUGGCACGCAAAAUCCAUCGAAAUAGGUUUCAAAAUUAAAGGAAAAACAAUGAAAACACAGAAGAGGGAAAACGAAAUUUGGCAGAAGACAAUGUUGCACAAAACUUGAAAAGUAUUCAAUUAGCCAGAAGAAAACAAACAAUAAGUUUUAGUGGUUAGCAGAAGGGCAAGCGAAGAGAAAACAUAAAGUGUAAAACAACAUAUCAAGGCGGAGACAAGACAAUGUUCAGCAAGGAUUGGAAAAUUGAGAAAAUCGUACAAAUUGGGAACUUCAAAUAUAAGUUUAUCAUCUUCUAUCGUUUAUUUAUGUUAAUUGUUUUCUUAACUUAAAAAAUAUUUCAGCAUUAGUACUAGUUUUAAAUGGCAUCUAAAAGUAUGCAAUGAUUUUUUAUACAACAAAACUAAGGACUUUCUGUUUAUAUUUUGUGUUCUUUUUUCGUAACUAUUAACAUUUUAGUUAUUCUAAAACAAAAAUGCAUUAGUUACUUUGGAAAAUGUAAUCUGUUAAAAGUCUUAAAGUUUUCCCAGCUUGUAAGGAUUUUCCUUUUGGGCAGUAUAUGACACGCACACACACAAAAAUGGAAAAAUAAAAGUGCAAAAAAGGGAGACGAUGAAAACUGUGGAAAUUCCCCCGAAAAUAAGUCGAAAACUUAAGAAAUGAAAAAUACUUUGUGUAGAAAAAUAAAACAGAAAACAGCAAAAAAAAAACCAACGCAUUUCCACAGCUUUAGCCGAAUUACGAGUUUUUAUACACACGCACACUGACACAAAGUAUGUGAGCGGAAAUAAGAAUUUCAUAAGCAAGGCGAGAGGACAAAGGAGAGGGCCAGAAGGCGGGGCGAGAAUGCAAUGCGGUGUAAUUAACAUAUCAAAAGCGAAACGCGAAGAGCAAAAAGAAAAGGCAAAAGCGCCAAGCAAUUAAAACUAAGCGCGGUGGCAAAUAUUUCUCAAACUGGAUUCAUAAAAGUAAUUUUGUUUGAUAAAAAGCUCAGCUCAGCUCCGGAGUGGCGGAGUAGCGGAGUGGCUCAACUUUAAUCUUGAAAUACUUUAAGUUGAAGGGGGGGAAAAAAAAAGGAAAACCGAUUUCGAUUUUCCGGAUUCGCGGAAAUGUUCGCUGUUUGUUUGUUGUACAAUUUAAUUGGAAUUUGAGUUGAAAUGAAAACAGGAGAAGAGCAUAAUGGAAAAACCUUCAAAGGUAUCAGCGUAUCAAACAAACGAACAGAAAAAAAAAAAAAAAAAAAAGAAAGAAAGAAAGACACAACACAGACAACACUGCAACAUAUACAUGUAUACACAUCUCAUUAUGUGGUAACAUUUUAAUGGAAUGAAAUUCAAUAAAGCAACAAUUUAUUAUUUACGCAUAA